UGAUGUGAUGUUCUCAGCCCUCUGGUGAUGCGUCCUGGACUGUCCAGGCUGGACAUCAUCGGAUAGUCACAUCAACAUAAAAGUAUAAGAUCAAAAUAAAUAAUAAGUUAAAAAUAAUUUAAACCACUUAGCGUUGGUAAUUUUCUCUCGAAAAAUGAAUCGCUGAUUAUACAUAAUAUCCUGCGAAGUUAACUACCAGCGUUAACAUCUUGCAUUAGUGGAUAUUGUUAAUAUAUGACGGAACGAUUACUUCAAAACAUUGGACUAAAAGUUCUGUGCUACCUAAUAUGCACAGAAUUCAACGUAUUUCGUUGAUCGAAGGAUUCUAUGCAAAGAUAAUACAUUAAUUGAAACUACAAAAUAAGUACGCUACUCGUUAUUGCGAAUGUGUACGAAGACGUCAUAACCUGUACGGUUUUUGACGAUUUAUUGUUCUUAACAUACAUUAACUGAUAAAGACAGUUGGUUUAUAACGUAACACAUGUUACGUAUUUUAAAAAAUUAAUAAAAUAAUGUAAUACAGAAUGUGAUAACGAAAUUUGAACAUUUCGAGUGAAACGACGCUGAAAUACAUUUUAUAGUGUCAUUAUGACGCGUAAGUGUGUAAUAUGUAAAGAAACCAACUACAAGAAUACUUAUAGCUUUUUCUCGGCGCCAAAGGAUCCAGAGACACGUAAAAAGUGGCAAAAUGUAAUUUCCAUAGAGAAUUACGCUGUCACAGAUGAUACAUAUGUUUGUAGCAAACACUUCAACGAAGAUGAUAUCAUUACACAUUGGGUUAGCGGAGUGCCACCACAUGUUAUAACUAUUAAAUAUAAAAAAUGUAGAUUACGUCCAGGAGCAGUGCCUAGCAACUAUCACGUAGAAGGAACCGUGCAAACGAUCAAGCAAGAACCUUACGAUCCUGAUAUAAACAUAAAGUAUUAUUCGCCAUGCAAGAUAAGAAAGAUAAGUUCGUUGGAUGAAAAAAAAAGAGAUCAUCUCAAAUCUAAAACUGAAAAGUCACAAAUAAAUUGCGACGAGAAUCGUAAAACUACACCUCGUCGAGAACUAUUUCAUAAAUUAGAUGAUUACGAAUAUAAUUCGAAUAGAAUCUCUUUUAUUAAGUUGGAAAUGCCAGAAAAUGACUCGAACGCGAGUAAGACGCACGAAGAGUCUAGAGUUCAAGAAUGCCUUGAGAAAAACUUAAAGCAAACGAAACAAAACAAACAGGUAUAUGAAAUAGAGGAAACCAUUCUUCCCCAUCAAGUUUCGACGGAGGAUGCGAAUUUUGAAAUUAAAAAGGAAGUACAAGCUCAGACAUGCAAAGAUCAUAAUUACUUGUCUGUGUCUAAAAAAGUAUUAGAAUCUGCCUCUAAAGUUUUCGAUGUUUCCGAAGAAGACGGGGAUCAAAGACCCGCAAGGGAAGAUUCUAAUUCUAAAGAGAAGGCGGUGUUUAAUAGCUUUCUAGAAAUAGAGCAUUUGUACGCGAAACGCCAAAUAGUAAAGGAUGUUAGUUAUGAUCAGUUAAACAAAUGCUAUUCUAUGUAUAAGGAUAUCGAAGACAUUGAAAUUUUAUUCGAAGAUUUACUCGAAGUAUGUACAGAAUUACUACUCCCGCCUGGUUGGUCUUGUUUAGUAACUUCGAAAGGCGAUGUUACGACGAUAGUGUAUCUUUUCAUGGCAAUGACAAAAAAUGGGAUGCCUUUCACGGAAAAACAAGUUUUUAUAAAGAGCGAUAUGGUAUUGCACUGUGUCGCCGUAAAUAGAGAAAUUAAUCCGCUCAUUCAUAAUUUGAUAAGAGAAGGAAAACAUUUAAAAGUACAAAAUUUAUUAGAUGUAGAAGAACUUAUCGACGAGUUCGAUCAAAGAACUAUUUGUCAAGGCAUACGUAAUACCAGAGUGUUUAGAAAAGUAUCCAACAUAAAAGUAGCUUACAAAGAUGGCAUAAAAUGGAGACAUAUUUCGUGUCCAUUAAUAGUGAAUAAUGAUUCGUUAAGAUGUACAAGAUGCAUUACUUUAGCUCAUAAAUUACAACAUAGAUCAAAAAGUUCUAAUUCUUUUUCUUGCAAUCUUCCUACAUUUACGAAGAAGAAACAAAAAAUACAUUCACGUCGCCAAAAAUCCAAAUGUACAAGAAAACACGACCGUAGAUACGAAUUUAUAAAAUUAAACAAGGAAUAAAUAAUUU
Molecule: messenger RNA, 2170 nt
Organism: Hylaeus volcanicus
Lineage: Eukaryota; Metazoa; Arthropoda; Insecta; Hymenoptera; Colletidae
Exons: 3
Coding region: 589-2163 (524 amino acids)
Molecular function (GO): sequence-specific DNA binding
Source: RefSeq, a predicted model, not a curated record